UAAGUUGAGUUGGAGAAACCAGCCCAUAGAGUUAUAGGCUCUGAAAAAAGGACAAUGAGGCAGCUUGAUGCUCUCUAGAUCAUACACGGACCACUAGUUCGUCGCAUGUGUCACCAAGUUUGCUCCUAAGGUGGAAUGUAUUUGGAAGAUUUCUAGGGUAGACGGCGCUUUAUUUGGCCUGCUACUUUAGGGCCUUCGUAAAAGGAGUAAUGGAGAAUCGAAUAACUGUUCACCCGUUAUCACACGAUCCGACGGCAGCAUGGAAAGAGAUUUCAAAAUUUCAACGUGUUGUUAAAAUAUCAUUAAGUCGACCGCUAGCAGAAAAGGAUUCCAGAAAGGUCCGUGUCGUGUGUAUGAGUGAUACACAUUCUUUAACUUCUUAUUUGAAGUUUGAUAUACCAAAUGGCGAUAUAUUUAUUCAUGCCGGUGACUUCACUAAAUGUGGUCGACUUCAAGAAGUUAUUGAAUUUAAUAACUGGAUUGCUACACUUCCUCAUAAACAUAAAUUAGUCAUAGCGGGGAAUCACGAGCUAAGUUUUGACAAAAACUUUACAGAAUUCCUUGACGGAUCCCAUAAUAGUCGGACAAAACACACCGGACGCUUGAGUCUUGAAAAUAUGCCGAUGUUGGGGAAUCGUAGAGAGGACAUUGAAAGCGCUUUGCAAGCAAAAAAUAUUCAGGAAGUCUUAUCCCAUUGUACUUAUUUGGAGGACCAGUUAAUUAAUGUUAUGGGAAUUCGUAUAUAUGGUACUCCUUGGCAACCAGAGUUUUGCAAAUGGGCAUUUAACUUGCCCCGAGGUGAAGCGUGCUUAACCAAAUGGAAUCUUAUACCCGAUAAUGUAGAUAUAUUAGUGACUCAUACGCCUCCAGUCGGUCAUGGAGAUUUGUGUUGCUCUGGCAUACAUGCCGGCUGCGUUGAAUUGUUAAACACAGUUCAGAAACGUGUUAAACCCAAAUAUCAUGUUUUUGGUCAUAUUCAUGAAGGUUAUGGAAUUACUUCAGACGGAAACACUAUAUACGUGAAUGCAUCAACUUGUGAUAUCAACUAUAUACCUAAGAAUCCACCUAUUGUAUUUGACGUUUCCUUACCAGUUUGCGCACUUAGCGCAUGAUUCAAUAACUAAAGGUUUUGUAAUAAACUAGCAUACUCGUUCCACAUUA
Messenger RNA from Rhagoletis zephyria (snowberry fruit fly), 1161 nucleotides. Its product is annotated as metallophosphoesterase domain-containing protein 1. The record is from RefSeq and is a predicted model, not a curated record. Gene Ontology annotation, molecular function: hydrolase activity. Lineage: Eukaryota; Metazoa; Arthropoda; Insecta; Diptera; Tephritidae.